UUUUUCUUGCCUAAAACCAAGUAAAAUUAGUGUCCCUCAAGGCCACACUAAAAACCAAAACCCUGGAACGACAUACAGAAGAAGGCAUAAGCAUCUUCAGAGAUCGGCUCCCAGGUAUAUCAUGCAGAAAAGCACUAUUCUGCUAAACUCAAAGGUAAUGACAGGUAUCUCUGCCGGGGGCGGCGCCAAGCGGUCCAGCGGAAGAAAGACUUGGAUCCUGGGCCUCGGAAAGGUGCUGCCUGAAGUGCGAGCCGUCUUCUUUCCUCCCCCUCCUUUGCGGCACUCUUAAGGUCCCAAUAACCUGAGACCGGCGAAUCUGAGCAGGAGAGGGACUGAGCAGCAGAUCCCUCGCCCGGAGGAGCAGCAGCAGCAGCUUCGAAGGAAGCGCGUGCACUUCAGCAGCGCGUGGCUCAGGUUUCUUGACUAGCCUUGGCCCGGGCCUGGCGCGCGAGCCUCCCGUCUCGCGUUUCCUCGCGUCUUUGGGGAAAAGUCUACGAGGCGAGCGGCUACUUGUGGGAAAGUGCAGCACAGACGAAGGAAGAGGAGGAGGGAAAGGCGGCGAGGCAGGGAGGGGUGAGAACUCAAGAAACACACGACCCGGGCGCCUUCCGUCCUUUCUCUUUCCUUCCCUCCCUUUCCUUCCCUCACCAGCCACUCGCUCUCAGGCAGAGGGCGCUUUAGCCAUGCCCGCCCGCCCCUGCGGUUACCGCUGCCGCACAGCUCCACGCGUUGGAGAGGCUCCCGCUGCCCGUCCUCUGCUAGCGCGGCUGCCACUGACAAGGCACCCGAAGAAGCGAGGAGGUAACUGAAGCCGGCUGCUGCCCCUACCCAGCUGGCUGGCAUAGAGCCCCCUGGCGGGGCCGGGGGCUGAAGAGGACACUUUCCACCUUUCUUUUGCCUCGGAAACUCCGUUGACCUCCCUCAGCUACCGGGGGAGCCCGGUUCGGAUGUCCGGUUUCUUACGGUCCCUUUUUUCCUAAUCAACCCCACGUAACUUUGGAAGAAGACAAACGGGAGGGGGGGAAAAAAAGAAAACGCAACCGCCGAGAGAGCGAGCGAGCGGGCCAGCCAGCAGGCGAAGGGGCGGGAGGGGAUUUCGUGGCCCCUUCCUUUGCUCCAUCCCGGGGAACCGGCUGCUUAAAGGUCUGCCAAGCGAGUGCCAAGAGUGGAGGAGAGCCCCACAGCGUCAACCACACGCUGUCUUUACGGCUUCUGCGGUCGCGCUUGCCGCCUUUUGCACAAUGCACUUGCUGGGAUUAUUCUCUUUGGGUUGCUAUCUGGCUGCUGCUGCUGUCGUGCUGUUAGUCGCUCGCGAGCCCGCGAUAGCUGCUGCCUACGAAUCCGGGCAGGGCUACUACGAGGAGGAGCCCGAUUUGGGGGAGGCAAAGAAUUAUGCAAAUAAAGAGUUGGAAGACCAGUUGCGGUCAGUAUCAAGUGUGGAUGAACUCAUGACUGUACUUUAUCCAGAAUAUUGGAAAAUGUUUAAAUGCCAGCUGAGGAAAGGGGGUUGGCCACACAGGGAACAAUCCAACUUUGAUGGAAGAACAGGUGAUUCAAAUCCAAUAAAAUUUGCUGCUGCACAUUAUAAUACAGAAAUAUUAAAAAGUAUUGAUAAUGAGUGGAGAAAAACUCAAUGCAUGCCACGUGAAGUAUGUGUAGAUGUGGGAAAAGAAUCUGGAGCAACAACAAACAUCUUCUUUAAACCUCCAUGUGUGUCCGUCUACAGAUGUGGAGGUUGCUGCAAUAGUGAAGGCCUGCAGUGUAUGAAUAUCAGUGCAAGCUACGUCAGCAAAACGUUGUUCGAAAUCACUGUGCCCCUGUCUCAUGGUCCCAAACCUAUAACAAUUAGUUUUGCCAAUCAUACUUCCUGCCGGUGCAUGUCCAAACUAGAUGUCUACAGACAAGUUCAUUCAAUUAUUCGACGUUCCUUGCCAGUGAUACAAGCACAGUGUCAAAUAACAAAUAAAACCUGUCCAAAAAGUCAUAUUUGGAAUAAUCACUUAUGCAGAUGUCUGGCACAACAUGACUUCAGUUUCUCCUCCUAUCCACCAGAUACUGAUACUGCUGAAGGAUACCAUGAUAUCUGUGGGUCUAACAAGGAGCUUGAUGAAGAAACCUGUCAGUGUGUCUGUAAAGGAGGAGUGACACCUUCUAGCUGUGGAAUUCACAAAGAACUAGACAGAACAUCAUGUCAGUGUACAUGUAAAAAUAAACUGCUUCCUAGCUCUUGUGGACUCAACAAAGAGUUUGAUGAAGAAAAGUGCCAAUGUGUGUGUAAAAGAACAUGCCCUAAAAACCAGCCAUUAAAUCCUACAAAAUGUAUUUGUGAAUGUGUAGAGUCACCAAACAAAUGCUUCUUGAAAGGAGAAAGAUUUCAUCACCAAACAUGCAGUUGCUACAGACGACCAUGUACUGUUCGAAAGAAACGCUGUGAUUCUGGAUUCUAUUAUAGUGAAGAAGUUUGUCGCUGUGUACCCACAUACUGGAAACUACCACUUAUCAAUUAGAAAAGACAAUGUCAUUUGAUGUACAUUUUUUCCUGUUUCUACUUUUAAAAAAACUGCUAACGUGGAUUUACAAUGCAGAAGAGACAUUAUAACAUUAUUGGAAACAGACACACUUUUACUCUGAGACACAUGGGAAGUAAUUUUUUUUUAAAAACUGGGAUUUUCUUCAUUAUGAAGAUUAUAAUUUGUCAGUGAUGAAGCAGACUAAAUUUUCUUCAUUGUGAUUUUUUUUAAAAAAAGAUAAUGAUUACAUAAUUUAUUUUCUUUUAAAGAUACUGUAUGCAUUCCUUUUUUUAUACCGGAAACAAUUUUUAAAUUUCGCUGUGAUCAAUAUUUUUAUAUCUUGCAAAACAUGUUUUAAAUAAAAUUGAAGUGUAUUAUAUAUUGUUUGAGAAAAUGCAGCAUUCUGUCUUGUUACUAUGUUUAAAUGUAAUUGAUAUAACAGAAUAACAGAGUUGGGAGGAAUCUUGGAGGUUUUUUAGUCCAGCCCCCUGCUCAAUCAGAAAUCCUAUACCAUUUCAGACAAGUGGUUUAAAAACUUCCAGUGAUGGAGCAGCCACAACUUCUGAAGGCAAGCUAUUCCACUGAUUAAUUGUUCUAUCUGUCAGGAAAUUUCUCCUUAGUUUUAGGUUGGUUGUUCCCUUGAUUAGUUUCCAACCAUUGCUUUUUGUUCUGCCUUCAGGUGCUUUGGAGAAUAGGUUGACCCUUUCCCUUUUGGAGAAUAGGUUGACCCUUUCUUUGUGGUAGCCCCUCAAAUAUUCGAAGACUGGUAUCAUGUCACCCCUAGUCCUUCUUUUCAUUAAACUGGACAUAUACAU
Messenger RNA from Pantherophis guttatus, 3325 nucleotides. RefSeq names its product vascular endothelial growth factor C (gene VEGFC). The record is from RefSeq and is a predicted model, not a curated record. Gene Ontology annotation, molecular function: vascular endothelial growth factor receptor 3 binding; growth factor activity; chemoattractant activity. NCBI's taxonomy places the organism in Eukaryota, Metazoa, Chordata, Lepidosauria, Squamata, Colubridae. Gene Ontology annotation, cellular component: membrane. Gene Ontology annotation, biological process: positive regulation of angiogenesis; positive regulation of protein phosphorylation; vascular endothelial growth factor receptor signaling pathway.